Messenger RNA from Ricinus communis (castor bean), 1689 nucleotides. Its product is annotated as SWI/SNF complex subunit SWI3B. Lineage: Eukaryota; Viridiplantae; Streptophyta; Magnoliopsida; Malpighiales; Euphorbiaceae. The record is from RefSeq and is a predicted model, not a curated record. Gene Ontology annotation, molecular function: protein binding.
AAUAAAAUAAUAAUAACAAAAGUUACAGCAAAACACAGGCCUAAGCAGAAGAUUGUGUUUUGUGUUGUGAUUUUCCCUCCCUCUCUUCUUCCUUCUUCAAAAUCCUUCACUCUGUUGUUAUCCUACAAUUAUAAUAAUAAUAAUAAUAAUAAUGGCCGCUUCUACACCUUCUUUUAAAGACCCUCCUUUACCCUCCUCCACCCCAGUCCCACCUUCUUUAAACCCACCACCGCCACCUCCACCUCCACCUCCACCGCCACCUCCGAGUUCCUCACCGCCCUCCACCAACAACGUCACUCCCCGCCCACCACCCCCCUCCUCCGAUGCCGACGUUGUCCAUAUCCCUAGUUACUCCAGGUGGUUCUCUUGGAACAGUAUUCAUGAGUGCGAGGUUCGGUUUUUACCUGAUUUCUUUGAUUCACGUUCGCCUUCGAAGAACCCUAGGGUUUAUAAGUACUAUAGGAACUCAAUUAUCAAGUGUUUUAGGCAGAAUAAUCCUUCUGUAAAGAUUACCUUUACGGAGGUUAGGAAAACACUUGUUGGUGAUGUGGGUUCUAUUCGUAGGGUUUUUGAUUUUUUGGAAGCUUGGGGUUUGAUUAAUUAUUUUCCUAGUGCUUUGAGUAAACCAUUAAAAUGGGAAGAUAAAGAUGCUAAGAGUAGUGCUAGUGCUGAUGUUAAAGGCAAUUCUGCUGAUUCUACACCUCCGAAAAGGGAUGCUACUAAAAGAUUGUGUAGCGGUUGCCAGUCUGUUUGCAGCAUUGCUUGCUUUGUUUGCGAUAAGUUUGACUUGACACUUUGUGCUCGGUGCUAUGUUCGUGGCAACUAUCGCAUUGGUGUUAGUUCCACGGAUUUCAGGCGGGUUGAGAUCAGUGAAGAAAUAAGGUCAGAAUGGACAGAGAAAGAAACAUUGCAACUUCUGGAGGCGGUUACACAUUUUGGUGAUGACUGGAAGAAGGUUGCACUUCAUGUGCCUGGUAGAAGUGAGAGGGACUGUGUCUCUCAUUUUAUCAAGCUUCCUUUUGGGGAACAAUUUGCUGGUUAUACAGACUUGGGGGAACUGAAUGACAAGUAUGACCAAGUGAAGGACUCUAGUGAUGCCGUAUGUGGAUCAGAAAGUAUUGACUCCUCAUCUUCGAGCAAAAAGAUGCGUCUUACACCUCUUGCAGAUGCUAGCAACCCUAUAAUGGGUCAGGCUGCUUUUCUAUCAGCUCUAGCGGGUACUGAAGUUGCAGAAGCUGCUGCUCGAGCAGCUGUGACAGCUCUUAGUGAACCAAGUAAAAGCAGUCUUGGAUCUUUUUCCAGGAGUACAAGAGAACAAGGUGCCAUUGAUGCAUCUAACGGGAAUGCAGAGCAAAAUGGAUGUGAAAGGACUUCCUUAGAUGCUAAUUCACUGCUCGAGAAGGAAGAGCUAGAUGCGGAGAGAGCGAUCUCCAGGCUGGUAGAAGUGCAGCUGAAAGAGAUCCAAGACAAGAUUAUUCGAUUUGAGAAGUUGGAUUUGCUGAUGGAGAAAGAGUGGCAGCAGUUAGAGCAAGUGAAAAAUCUGCUCUUUGUUGAUCAGCUCACACUUUUAUUUCAUAAAAAAUCAGCCCCAAAAACUGAGGAACAUGUGGAGGAGAAUGUAAGAACAGAGUGAUGUUUUAUUUGUUGAAUAUUAUUUGAUCAAAUGCCAAAUUUAUGUGCUUUUUUAAA